AUGGACUUAAUUCAGUAAAAAGACCUAAUUUUCUAAGUUUUCUUUAACACUUCUUUAGUCAAUAAUUAUGAUUUAGAAAUUAUGAACAAAGAACUUGAAUUAAAAUUGAAAAAUCCAAUUGUUUUUAACGAACAAUAGAAAUAAGCUUCUUCAAAAGCUCAUUAAUUCAACUUUCUAAUUCUUAUAAUUCUUGGCCUAUCAAGCUUUAUUAUAUUAUUGUCAGGUAACCCUUCAAAUUGUUUUGACGUUUUAGAUACUUUGUAAUAUUAAUCAUAUCACAGGUUUAUUAAUGUUGCUUAUCCAGAAAAUUUCUCAAUAUAUUUUGAAUUUUCUGAUCUAAUUUCAAUUCACCCUUUUUUACAAUUAAUUUAGUAGAUUUAUUUACUUUAGCUUUUAACUAAAAAAUAUUAGAAUCGUUUGGUAAAUUCUAAUUUUACUCAAUCAAUGCAGAUAUGCUGA
Molecule: messenger RNA, 459 nt
Organism: Paramecium octaurelia
Lineage: Eukaryota; Ciliophora; Oligohymenophorea; Peniculida; Parameciidae
Source: the annotation of a GenBank genome assembly